Leucoraja erinaceus (little skate) is the source of this 2590-nucleotide messenger RNA. RefSeq names its product receptor (TNFRSF)-interacting serine-threonine kinase 1, like (gene ripk1l). The coding region runs from base 44 to 2176 and encodes 710 amino acids. The record is from RefSeq and is a predicted model, not a curated record. The transcript has 11 exons. Gene Ontology annotation, biological process: protein phosphorylation; signal transduction. NCBI's taxonomy places the organism in Eukaryota, Metazoa, Chordata, Chondrichthyes, Rajiformes, Rajidae. Gene Ontology annotation, molecular function: JUN kinase kinase kinase activity; protein binding; ATP binding.
GUCUUGCAACAGGUACUAAAGCCACCCAGGUCCGUGGAAAGGAAUGUCCGGAACAGCCAUGUCUUUUGAUGAGAUCUACAUUGAUUCCAAAGAGCUGAUUGAGAAGCGGCUCUUGGGUGGUGGGGGAUAUGGUAUGGUCUCGCUGUGCCACAGGAAAGAUCACGGGCUCGUGGUUUUAAAGACAGUCUACACAGGCCCGCAGCGCAUGGAGUUCAGCGGAUCCCUGCUCGAUGAAGGGAAAAUGAUGCAUAAGUUGAAUCACGAGCGGGUUAUAAAGUUGAUUGGAAUAAUUUUAGAAGAUGGGAACUACUCGCUGGUCAUGGAGUUCAUGGUGAAUGGGAAUCUGCUGCAGCUUCUAAAGAGUGUAACCAUUCCGUUAUCAGUCAAAGGAAGAAUAAUUCUGGAAAUCAUCGAAGGGAUGACUUAUUUACACAACAUGCGUAUUGUUCACAAGGACCUGAAGCCUGAAAACAUCUUGGUUGAUGCCAACUUUCACAUCAAGAUCGCGGAUCUCGGCGUGUCCAUCUUCAAGACCUGGAGUCAGCUGACGACGGAGGAGCUGAAGAGGAGGCGCCAGAUGAGCUCGAAGCUGCAGAAUAACGCAGGCACCCUGGCGUACCUGGCCCCCGAGCACCUGGAGUCCCUCAAAACCAAAGCCACCGAGAAGUCCGAUGUGUACAGCUUCUCCAUCGUGGUGUGGGUCAUCCUCUCCAACACGGAACCCUACGAAAAUGCGGUGAGCAAUAUCCAGGUCAUGCACCUGGUCCAGAACGGAGAUCGUCCGGACCUGGAGCUCAUCCCCAAUGAGGUUCCUGAAUUGCUUGUCUCUCUGAUGCAGCAGUGUUGGGAGAAGCAGCCUGUGGACAGACCGACCUUUACAGAGUGCAACCUGCAAUUCCAACCAUUUUAUGAGCAAAACUUUCAGAGGUUUAUUGAUAAAGAUGUGGAACGUUUGAGAGAACUGACCCAGGAGACGCCGACUGCGUCCAGACAACUAGUGAAACGGAUGACGUCUCUGCAGGUGGAUUGUGUCGGGCUGAUGCCAGACACCCCAACCAGAGACGACCCGUUUUCACUGCACAGCUCACAAGUGGCAUCUGCGAACGGUCACUUGCUGGAGGGCUCCUUCAACGCCAGCGGGUUGAGCCAGCCGGUCGAGAACCAGCAGGACAGCUCGUGCGAGAGCAGGGAGGACGAGCAAGUGAGGAGGAAGCUUGGGGAGGAGCUGAGGUACCACAAGACGGGCAGCCGGCUAGAUGCCUCGUUGGCGGCGGGCAGCCGGCCAGGCGUCUCGUUGGCAGCGGCCAACCGGCUAGAAGGCAUCCGGGACGAGUUGAUGAAGGAGCGGAGCAAGCGGGUCUCCAACGAGCCGGCCUUCGGCAGCUCUUACCCUGCCGUGGCCACAGGCCUGCCUAGGGCAGAACCCAACGAGGACCUGUACACCUCCCACCACCCCUCGGCCGACCUCUCGCGGCUCAUCAAGGAGGAGACCAACUUCCAGCACCCGAGCAAGCACAGUUACCCGGGGUACCUCGUGGACUACAGAUCCCCUGCUCUACAGACACCAGCUCUCGUUCCCACUCCGGAGACCAAUGCCUCAUCGAAAGCACAGCUCGGUACCUGGAAUCAAUACCCAUGGGGUGGAACUCAAAGUGUAUCUGAUAUCUACGUUGGGAAUUAUAUCCGGAGUCCUGUCAGCCAGACGGAACCGAGCAACCUGAAGAAUUUUGGCCAAGAAAGCCAGCACAGCAUCUGCUUGUCCCACACCAGGAGUGUUCAGAUUGGUGACAAUAACACUAUGUACGUUGAAAAAAAGGUCACCAACAAAAAAAAACAUAAAGGCGUCAAGCCGCCCAGGCAGACAGCUAACGCUCAUCUUCAGCAGAAUUUGGUUUCAGAUGGUCGUCCCGUCACGGAAUCUCACUUGGACCUCUUGCGAGGGGAGCUGGGCAAGGAUUGGAAACAGUGCGCCCGUAAACUCGGCUUCCGCGAGCCCGAGAUCGAUGAAAUCGACCAUGACUACGAGAGGGAUGGACUGAAGGAGAAAGUCUAUAAGAUGCUGCACAAAUGGCAGAUGAAAGAAGGCUUCAAAGGCGCCACUCUUGGUAAAGUGGUUCAAGCCCUCCUCAGUUGCGAAAGGUCAGACCUCGUCCUCCACCUUCAGAAAUGCUCCUAACUUUCAUCCCGUUUCAAUGCAUUGCUGUCUUCGUCUUUUUAUGCGGGAAAUUGCGCCACACUGUCGCAGCGGUGUAACGUGUAAUAAUGUGUAACAUAAAAAGUUGCUACACAGGUUCCUAUUGGUGGCGCAGCGGGUAGAGCUGCUGCCUUACAGCGUUAAGGGCCUGUCCCACUUGGGCGAUUUUUCAGCGGACUGCCGGUGAAUGUCUAGUUCGCGGCACUCACUGAAAAACCGGGAACGGCGAGUGUCAGAGUGCAACCCACACACACAUACACACACACAUCGCAAAUGCGGGGGCCAGGGAAAGCGGGGUCUGCAAUUCACACGGUGCAAAGCCAAGGUGAUACGACAGGCACACACCCCGAUGAACAGGAAGGUUAAGACGUCUAGCACAGUGUACGGUAAGUCCUA